Molecule: messenger RNA, 2076 nt
Organism: Rasamsonia emersonii CBS 393.64
Lineage: Eukaryota; Fungi; Ascomycota; Eurotiomycetes; Eurotiales; Trichocomaceae
Exons: 1
Coding region: 1-2076 (691 amino acids)
Source: RefSeq, a predicted model, not a curated record
AUGGCGCAGCAACCGCAGGGCUUGUCCCGUACUCUCCCCAAGGAUUUCACAUUUUCAUCGGUCGAUGCAAGCGCACCGAAGACGCCCGAACACCCUUUCACUGAACUAGAAAUGCCACCUCCUCCCCGUCACUCAAGUUGUCGUAUAGGAAAACCCCGGUUGCGAGGUCCAGUCAAUCUGUUUACAAGUACAGAGGGUGAGCCCAAUAUUUUCGACCUCAGCAGAGCCGAUGUUCCUCUUCCAUCGAUCGAGUUUCCCCCAUCUUCGGAAGUGUCUGAGCCAGAGCAGCCUCCAAAUGAGCCCGUCACCUCCGAUCUCCUGCAAGUUCCCUCUUCGAGACGCAUGGCGUUCAAGACACCACCAGCUCAGAUCCGAACAACGCCUUUCAACUUCCCGGAAACGACGCCAUGGAGUUCUGACGAUGCACAGGAGAUUGGGAGCUCAAUUGAACGUCCGGGUACGGCAUGUUCCAGGGCAUCAGACUCUUCAGUUUCCUCGGUCGAGACGUACAUGACCCAGCCUUCCCUAGGCGGUGGAAGCUGUACCAGCCUGGAAAGCGAUGUUCAUGACUCCUUUGACUCUAAUCCUGCAGAGGCGAACAAGUUUCUUCUCGAGUCUCCGUCGCGGCCGACAACUACCCGGAGACGAUCCCUUGAACUACCAAGGGAGAAAUCGAGAUGGACAGCAGAUAUGGACAAUCAUCUCUGGAAUACGUACCAGCUCUAUCUGCAAGAUCCUACCAUCACACCAUUCAAAAUGCUUCCCGGUAGUUUGCCUCCGCUCGGAGUCUCUCACAAAGUGGCCCGUGAAGCAAAGAAGACGUGGGCUCGGAAGAAACUCAAAGGUCAGCAACCAAUCCAUUCAUCACUUUUUCAGGCGACUGACGCGGAUCGUUCAGGGGCCCCUGGCAAAGAAGACGGAGCUUCUGCAGGCAACCGGAGUGGCAGCAGUACACCGACUGCGAAGGUCGAACCAGUGAAGCCUCGUUGGCCAAGAUCCGAAGCUGCAACGAGGAGGCGGCUCAAAUUCCUCUGUAAACGAAAGUUAUCGAUCGCUCCACACUAUCAGCGAAUGUUACAAUCUCGCAGCCCCUCGCCUUUCCCGGAUGUUUUCUCCCUGACUGCUCGGGAACCUCCCAGAUCCAACGCAGGGCACAGCAAUCCGGCAACAUUUGCUACCCGCGAGCUUGGAGUUUCCCUCGUCUCGAAUUCUCUUCCUACAGCGCUUUCGCAACUUGCUGCUACACCUGAUCAUGCUUCCGGGCAGGAAAGGAGUGAUGAUUGGUUCAACCACCCAGUGAGACAGCCUGUUCAGCAGGCCGGCAACUCGGGCUCGACGGCAGCAGUCAUCCUGUCCGGUACCGAUCCUAUACCCCGUCUUGGCUCUCCUUUUAUGUACAACACAUGGGGUCCUGAUCACUCGCGCCGUCCUGCUCCCCCAACCACACCGGCCAGGCGACGGGGCACGAUCCAUGUAACUGGCUCAAGACUGAGAUCGCCUCCGCGUAUGGAGCUCAAUUCGAAUGUACACAAGCGCCGUGCAACGCAUCAGCUCGAUCUCAGCCCCAACGCUGGCGGCAUCCAGCGUAACAUCCAGGACCUCUUCCGCGGGGGCAAGUUGAAGGACGGCCAGCGACGAGUGCGUCUUCGCAAUCGCGGGAACACCACUGCUGGUUUCACUUCGAAGGAACGCCUCGAACAACUGUUCUCCCCCCUUUCGCCUUUCCAAGUUCCUGGUAGCUCCAGCCAUGAUCGAGCGGAGACGCAGGACGUUCGUAAUGACCUGUUGCACCCGGGUGGAGAGACUAUUCGGCGUUUGGGCUCACCAUUCAAAUUCGACCCCGGACCACGCAUCGACCGUUCACCAAGGACUCCACGUCAUGCUCCCUCGCUCUCAGAUCCAUUCGCCGGAAGUUCCUUCCACAGACAGAUCAAACGUGACGAUCCUAGUCAGGUCUCUCCCAUCAAAGAGCAAGAAACACCUGUGCGACUUCCUUAUGACCCGACGGAGGAGGGAAUUUCUGAUGCUGAGCGAAUUCGGAGGCAGAUUCUGAACUUGCCAUUCACGAAGAAAUAA